CAUAUUUUCACACGAUAAUCAUGUCCGACAAGAAACUACAACUAUAUGAUUAUGACUCUGAGAAAAAACUGUCAGAAACAGCUUCAAAGACAAAAGAUGCACUAAACAAAAUUCUUUCACGAAAACUUCAUAAUGACAAAGUAACCACGUUGGCCAGCACAUCAACCAACAGUGAUACAUCAUACUUGCAGUAUACAUCUGCACAGCUUGCAAAUCUAACAAAUGACGAAGGCUUGAAUGCCCCAAAGCGGAGGAUAAUCAAAAUAACAGAUGAAAAGGUCGACCCAAUGCUUCCUCAGAAGUUUCGCAUCAGAAAAGCCCCCGAUGGUCCACCUGCCGACGGAUUUGCACCAGUUUUGCAUGAUGAGACUAGUACUGAAAAACUAACGAAAGCAGAUCAGAAAAAAUGGCAAAUUGCACCUUCUGUAUCCAACUGGAAAAACAAUCAGGGUUUUAUCAUUGGAAUUGAAAAUAGACUUCAGAACUCCAAUACUCCAAAUAAAUUAACUGAACAAGAUAUCAAUAAAAGUACACAGAGAUUCUCAGCAUUGAGUGAUGCGUUGAAAAAUGCAGAGCAGAAGGCUAAAGAAGACUUAAAGACAAGGGCUAACUGGAGGAAACGUCUGGAGAGUGAAGAAAUCGCACGAACUCAAGAACGUCUGGGGAGACUUGCUGAAGAAGCAAGAAAUUCUCGUAAAACAGCACAAGAGACUAUAACUGAUUUUUCUAUUGUAUCAGCAAACGAUAAUCUGAGCAGAAAAGGGCAAGAAGAGGACAGCUCUCUUUCAGAUAAGCUACAACGGCGUGCAGAACGUAGAAGAAGAGCAGAGGAAGAACUCAAAUCAGAGAAGCUCAGCACAAAGCAAAAAAUCAGAAAGCUGGCAAAGGAGCAGGGCCGUGAAAUUAGUGAGCGUGUUGUGCUUGGUGUUUCGGAAGCACUGCGAAAGAAGCAAAAAGAAAGUGUUUACGAUUCAGAGUUGUAUCUCAGAACAUCCCAUUCAGCAAAAGGGAAACCUACCGACGACCUCUACGAUAAACCUUUAUUUUCACAGGAGACAGCGCUCGGCGAUAUAUAUCGUUCAAGGAACAUGUCAGGCCACAAAGGAUUGGGUAGCACUAAUGAUACUGAACCUCAAUCAACCUCUGUUAAUUUUGUGAGGGAUUCAGAUGCCGAAAAAAAAAGGGAAUAAUAUACUACGUUGUGUAAUCUAUAGAAAGUCUGAAGUUUGAGUCUCAGACGAAUAAUGUACAUUGGACCUAAUCAUAGGUUUAUAAAUUGAAUAGUGGUGAGCUACUGCCU
Messenger RNA from Pichia membranifaciens NRRL Y-2026, 1300 nucleotides. RefSeq lists its product as hypothetical. The record is from RefSeq and is a predicted model, not a curated record. The transcript has a single exon. Gene Ontology annotation, cellular component: spliceosomal complex. Gene Ontology annotation, biological process: mRNA splicing, via spliceosome. Bases 21 to 1190 code for a protein of 389 amino acids. Lineage: Eukaryota; Fungi; Ascomycota; Pichiomycetes; Pichiales; Pichiaceae.